CAGAUGCUGUCUAUGAGAAAUGGUGUUUACCUGAACCCACCGUAUUUAUCUGGUGCACUUGAGCCUGCACAAGCAUCACAAAUGUUUGCUGCACUUGGUGGGGGCCACAUCACAGCGUCAAGCUCUGGGGCAGUGAUGCCACCUGUAAACCAAAGUUCAGGAGCUCAUCAGGCAUUUGACCCAUUAAAUCCUCCUCCACAAAAUCAACCACUAUCUUUUGUCUUACCAAGUGUUCCUGACAAAACCAUUCCAGAACAUCAAUUUCAAUUGGAAUCGUCACAGUCCCACCUUCGAACAUUUCGGAUGCCUGAAUCUUCUGAGAUGAUGCUUCGGGGGGAGAUGAUUGCAAAUCAUCAGCUAACUUCAGGUCAAGAAAGAGUUGGUCUGCCAGGAAAUGAUAUGAAUCCCAUUAGGCAAGAAUCAUCAGUUGUAAACACUGAUCAUUUUGAUGGUUGCUCACGUAACAAAGAGUGAUUACAUGAUAUGGUACCAAAAAAAUGCAGGACAUGUGUAGCUUAGGAAAUGGCGACGGAUGAAACUGAAUGAGGACCGAAGGCAGGAUGAGUGAGUGGGAUAGUUCAGUAACCCAGCUGACACGCAGGCUUCCAAAAUUAUUUACCUCUACCGCAAUAGUAACUUUAUUUUUUUGAAGCAACCUGAAUGCUUCGCUUAGCAGGGCAGUAUUGAUAGUAGAAAACCAUGGAACGUCGCACAUUUCGUGGUCUAUGGGAAUUGGGAAACCAGCAGAUGACUGAGACUGUAAUGUGUUUUUCAACUAGCAGCGUAAGCCAAGCUGUGUGUAAGCUAGAUCAGAGUUGUGAGGCUAGUUUGCCAGCUCCACUCAGAACUGUGCUACUAGAUCAGAGGUCCUGAAGAUAGUCUCUUGAAAGCAGUCCAGAGACCGAAAAGGCUUCAUGCUUAUUUGUAAUAUUUCAACAAGGGUAGCAGAAGUCGAUUUUUAUGAUAUAAUUCAGAACAGUCCAUUUCGCAUUCAA
Messenger RNA from Setaria italica (foxtail millet), 995 nucleotides. Its product is annotated as transcription factor PIF3. The record is from RefSeq and is a predicted model, not a curated record. Gene Ontology annotation, cellular component: nucleus. Gene Ontology annotation, molecular function: protein dimerization activity. NCBI's taxonomy places the organism in Eukaryota, Viridiplantae, Streptophyta, Magnoliopsida, Poales, Poaceae.